CUCAAGAACAGAUAUCUUUUUUUUCCCAGUAAUGGUACAUUACAAAUAAUGAAUGUCAUCAGAAAUGACAGUGGUAAUUAUACAAUGGAAACCUUUAAUUCAGAUGGAAAAAGUUUGAAGACACACACUCUUCAGUUGAUUGCUAUAGCUCCUGUGUCCUCUGCCCAGCUGGUCCCUGAAUGUUUGUCUCAGGGACAGAUGAAGGUGUCCUGUCUCUCAGAGGGAGGCGACAGUCCUCAGUACGGAUGGACAUUGAAUGGACACACACUGACAGACUCUGAGCUUCUCUCUGGAAAUAAUGAGUCUAACAUCAUCGUUCUGAAGGAAAGCAUCUCAGGACAUCUGGUCUGCUCAGUCAGAAACCAAGUCAGUGUUUCUUUCAAACAAAUACAAUUAUCUACCUGUGUCCACCAGCUGCUCCACCCCCUCUCUGUAGUUCUGGUCGAUGUCAUCACUGAUGAGGCCCACCACCGUGGUGUUGUCAGCAGACUUCACGAUGUGAUUGAUGGUGAACCUGGGGAUGCAGUCGUGCAGAAACUACCUGUGAUGGCAGAGAAGAUGGAGCUCUGUGUCUUGAAUGGUACAUUACGCAUAAUGAAUGUAAUCAGAAAUGACAGUGGUAAUUAUACAAUGGAAACCUUUAAUUCAGAUGGAAAAAGUUUGAAGACACACACUCUUCAGUUGAUUGCUAUAGCUCCUGUGUCCUCUGCCCAGCUGGUCCCUGAAUGUUUGUCUCAGGGACAGAUGAAGGUGUCCUGUCUCUCGGAGGGAGGAGACAGUCCUCAGUACGGAUGGACAUUGAAUGGACACACACUGACAGACUCUGAGCUUCUCUCUGGAAAUAAUGAGUCUAACAUCAUCGUUCUGAAGCAAAGCAUCUCAGGACAUCUGGUCUGCUCAGUCAGGAACCAAGUCAGUGUUUCUUUCAAAAAAAUACAAUUAUCAACCUGUGGCUUCAUAUUUAUAAACUGCUCUGUGAAUGGGACACAAAUACCUAGAUGGGUACCUAAAGAAAAUCAAACCCUGUGUGAUGAAUCAUUCCCUUUAUUCAUUAAAUUUUUCAUGGGUAAAGAGUUACAUUUAAAUCCACAAUUUAUCACAAAUACAUCUAUAAAUCAAAUCUAA
This is a messenger RNA of Cyprinodon tularosa, 1125 nucleotides long. Its product is annotated as immunoglobulin superfamily member 10-like. The record is from RefSeq and is a predicted model, not a curated record. The annotation marks the transcript as partial. The transcript has 7 exons. Lineage: Eukaryota; Metazoa; Chordata; Actinopteri; Cyprinodontiformes; Cyprinodontidae.